Salvia hispanica is the source of this 864-nucleotide messenger RNA. The record is from RefSeq and is a predicted model, not a curated record. Lineage: Eukaryota; Viridiplantae; Streptophyta; Magnoliopsida; Lamiales; Lamiaceae.
UGUGGUUCACUUUACUAUAAAUAUUGCAACAAUAAAAAGAGCAAUAUUGUAUCCAAAAAAGGAAAAAAAAAAAUGAGCUCCCCUAAGCAAGAGCUCCUAGACUCCGAAGCCCAUGUUUGGAACCACCUCUUCAACUACAUCAACUCCAUGUCUCUAAAAUGCGCCAUCCAACUGGCCAUCGACGCCCACGGCCCGGCCCCGAUGCCCCUCUCCCGCCUCUCCAUCCCCCCCUCCAAAACCCCCGCCCUCCGCCGCCUCAUGCGCCUCCUCUCCCACUCCAAAUUCUUCCAAAUAGUCAAAGUCAACAACUCCCCCAGUGAGGAGGUAGAGGAAUCCUACCUCUCGAUGGGACGCGAUGUUCGAGACCGAGCACGGGGCCACGUUCUGGGAGUAGGCGGAGGGCGACGGGCUGUUCAACGAGGGGAUGGCGAGCGACGCCGGGUUCGAGGGGGUCGGGACGGCGGAGUUUCCGGGGUGGUGCUGGACCUGCCGAGGGUGGUGGAGGGAUUGGAAGGGGCUGAGAAUGUGAGGUUUGUUGGUGGGGAUAUGUUUGAGUCCAUUCCUAAGGCUGAUGCGGUUUUCAGGAAGUGGGUGUUGCACGAUUGGAGUGAGGAUGAUUGUGUGAAAAUACUUAAAAAUUGCAAAGAAGCCAUAAGCCCUAAGGGUGGUAAGGUGAUUCUUGUUGAAUUGGUUGUCGAGGAUCGCGAGGAAGACGACGAAGCAACGGAAACUCAACUUCUCUUUGAUUUGAAGAUGAUGGCUGUGAUCAACGGCAAAGAGAGGACCGAGAAAGAGUGGGCUUCGCUGCUGCCUUCGGAGACUAUAAAAUUACUCCUGCCUUAGGCUUGAGAUCUGUCAUUCAGG